ACGGACAACGUGCAGCUUUCUCUGCGAUUCGGAAUUGUUUCACCUCGUGUGAGAGCUCAUGCUCUCGUGCUGUGUGUGCCGACGGAGAAUAAGGUUCGGUGGUACCUUGUAUGGAAGCUGUUUCUUUCUAGAUUUAGGUUUGUGAGAGAGCUGCUUGGAGCUAUGUCAGAAUCCGCUUCUGUGAAUGAUUUGAAGAAUGGUCGUUCACGCAUGAAGAAGACUCGCCGUGACUGAAAAAGUGCGCUUUAUUUCUGAUUUUAUAAACAUUCCUUUCACUCUUGUGUGGGUGUUAUUGUCCAAUAUUUUUAACAGAGGACUGUUUUACUGUUGGGGAAAAUAUUUUAUUUACUUGUUACAAAAGAGUUAUAUUCUGUAAUUUAAAAACUUGCGCAGACACCAUGAAUAUCAGAUGUGCAAAGCCUGAUGAUCUGAUGAACAUGCAGCAUUGCAAUUUGCUUUGCUUGCCUGAAAAUUAUCAAAUGAAAUAUUAUUUUUAUCAUGGUUUGUCAUGGCCUCAGCUUAGUUAUGUGGCAGAGGAUGAAAAGGGUCAAAUUGUUGGUUACGUUCUGGCAAAAAUGGAAGAAGAUAGUGAAGAUAAUCCUCAUGGCCAUAUAACAUCGCUAGCUGUGAAACGUUCCCAUAGAAGAUUGGGAUUAGCCCAGAAAUUAAUGGAUCAGGCAUCUCGAGCAAUGGUAGAGUGUUUUAAUGCUAAAUAUGUGUCACUGCAUGUCCGAAAAAGUAACAGAGCUGCAUUGAACUUGUACACUACUACUUUGAAAUUCACUAUUUCUGAAAUUGAACCAAAAUACUAUGCUGAUGGUGAAGAUGCAUAUGCCAUGAAAAGGGAUUUGUCUUCCUUUGCUGUACAACUUAAUCAGACAUCAGAUUCUAAUACUGUGAUAGAUCAUAAAAACUCUGAUGAGCAUAAGAAAAUAAUUUCAGAGAGAUUGUAAAUAUAAUUACUCUGUAUGUCUUUUCUAGAUUUGAAAUAUUAUUUAAUAUUGAAUGGACAUUUAUGUACAAUAAAUUCACAGCAAUAUGUGUUUUGAAAACAUGUAUAUGCCACAUAAUGUAUUCUAUUGCCUUUUGAUUUUCCCAUGAUUUGGCAUGUGUUUUUGCUCAAAAAUAAAUUGGGAUUCAGGUUAUGUUUAUGGUUACAUAAAGUUAUUUUUAUUUCCUGUUACCCUUCAUAAAGUUGUAAUAAGGUUUAUAUUGUAUCACCGUGUACAUCAAUGAACCAAAUUGCAAUGCAUGAUUAGACGUGUAGAUUUUAGGUUAUUUGUGUUGGUAAAAUAUGAAAAUAUAAAUGUUUUCGGAUGUAUUGUGCUGAAAGAGCUGUGUUGUAACGAAGUUUGACAUAUAAGGUAUCAAAAUUUACUGAACGAAGAUUUUGGAAGG
Messenger RNA from Gryllus bimaculatus (two-spotted cricket), 1398 nucleotides. The record is from the annotation of a GenBank genome assembly. Lineage: Eukaryota; Metazoa; Arthropoda; Insecta; Orthoptera; Gryllidae.